GCGCCCACGGGAGGGGCCGAUAGAAAAUGGCGAGUCUGUGCAAAAGGCAGCAAUGCACGAUAGAGAGGCGCGGCUUUCGGCAGGAACUUGACUCUUGGAGGCACAAACUCAUUCACUGUGUAGGCUUUGAAAGCAUCUUGGAAGGCUUGUUUGGGCCGGGACUAGUGAAAGACAUCACCCUAUUCCAAGACUGUGAGCCAGAGGAAGUGUCUGACUGGUCCUUUGAUGAGAACUGUCUCUUCUGCUGCUUGAGACGUGAGAAAGUCAAGGAGCACAGUGUGGAGAGCAGUGGAGGCAGCCACGUGCUGUCGGAGUGUGAAGACUACAAACAGGAGCAGUCUCGGAUCAGUCGGCUGGAGAGACAGGCUCAAGACUUCCUCAAUGCUGUGUUCCACAGAAAAGACCUCCCAAGUUUCUCAGACCCUCACAUUCCUCUAGUGGCUCGUGAGAUCAUGCAGCGAAUGAUCCGCCAGUUCGCUGCCGAAUAUACCUCAAAAACUACUCAGGACGACCCGCCCCUGCCCAACGGCAUCAUGAAGGACCAAAGCCUGCCGAAAGCGGUGUCUCUGGCCCCGGCCCCCAGCUCCCCGCCCGGGCCACUGGCUGCGCCAAACUCUCCUCCAUCUUCUGCCUCCUCCUCUCCAUCCCCAACCCCAGGACAAUGCUUCAGCCCCACCUCUGCUGCUGCUGCUGCUGCCUCAGCACUCGCCUGCACCCAGAGCAGCAACGGUACGGGAGCCAGUAACGGUGGGGGGGGAGGAGGAGGUGCGGCUGCUGCCUCUGCACAGAAUCCCGUCCUCAGCAAGCUUCUCAUGGCUGACCAGGACGGCCCAUUGGACCUCACCGUUAAAAAGAACCAGGCUGAUCCGGAGCCCUGCCAGCAGGAUGGCGUCCUAGACCUCUCCACAAAGAAGAACCACAGCGCAGGCAGCCCCAAAGCUUUGCCCAGCUUCACCCCCAAAUCCGAGGUCAAAGGACUUUCGCUGAAAGCCGACAAUACCCUGCCAGAGAUGGAGGAGGAGGAUGGCCUGCUGCAGAAAAGUUUGCAGGACGGACUGAGGGAGAACUACGUCAACUCCAACUCCUUCAAGCCUCCACUGGCUCGCUCACUGCGUAUCAAGGAAGAGCUUCUCAGCCAGAAGCACCGCCUUCUGAGUCAGCCUCCUGCUCUUUCACUGUCUAAUCUAGAGUCAGCUGGCUUGCUCAGUCACAGCCAGUCCCAUUCCUUGCUUGGCCAGAAGGGCUCUUCUUCAUUCUGGGGAAGUAAGGCUCACCUUGAAAGCCUGAUGAAGCUGAAGCAGGCCAGUGGAGCACUCAGCGACCUCAAAGACCUGCCUACAUUCCUGGAGCAUCAACACCACAACCACCACGGAGCCUUCUCCUUUAAGAGUUCCCUCCAUCAUCACCACCACAAUCAGGUCUCCAAGGCCCAACAACACCACAGUGAAGGAAAGAGAGACCAAGGCCACUCUCCCCCUGUUGACCUGAAAAUCCCCCAGGUUCGGGGCAUGGAUCUUUCCUGGGAUUCCCAUUCCUCUGAGCUGUAUGGCUAUAGUGCCAUGGGGGUUGGUGGCCAUGGGGAGAACACCCUGAGCCGGAAGCUAAGAGCCAUUCUGCCCAAGCAGAACCGCCGAGGAGGAAGCCUUGGGAGCCUCUUGGAUGGGGCCGCUGAGUACUGGAACUCAGACUUGGACCACUCAAGCUCUGGGCCGGCAUACUCCAUCUCUGAUGUGGAAGGGGACCCGAGCUCCAAGCAGCCAAGGAAGAAGAGAGGCCGCUAUCGCCAGUACAACAGUGAGAUUCUGGAGGAGGCCAUAGCUGUAGUGAUGAGUGGGAAAAUGAGUGUGUCCAAGGCACAGAACAUGUACGGGAUCCCGCACAGCACCCUGGAGUACAAGGUCAAGGAGCGCAUGGGGACCCUGAAGAACCCCCCAAAGAAGAAGCUCAAGCUGAUGAUGAAGAUGGAAGCAGGAGGCCAGGAGUUUCCCAACGAGUCAGAGAACACGCCCACUGCAACCCCACGGGGCGACGGGGCGCCACUAGCAGCUGCUGAGCUCAAGGACAAUGUAAAAGAAGAGAUUGAUGAUGAUUUCAAACCAAUCGACUAAACGACUUACACAUGUAAACCUCAACUGACUUAAGUAAUUUGAAAAUGGAUGGGGCUUUAUUUGUGCCAAUUUACUUUGCAGUAUCUGGGUGAGCACAAAUGCAGGGAUAAUAUGAGGAGGAUUCUUAAACUGGAGAGAAAAACUGAUCGGAUGGUUCUUAACUAGCGUCAUUUGAGCGACGCUGUAGAAGCAUUUGUUCAGCUUUUAUGUCCAGGGGCUUAACAA
This is a messenger RNA of Archocentrus centrarchus (flier cichlid), 2333 nucleotides long. RefSeq names its product ligand dependent nuclear receptor corepressor (gene lcor). Gene Ontology annotation, biological process: regulation of transcription by RNA polymerase II. The coding region runs from base 27 to 2108 and encodes 693 amino acids. Gene Ontology annotation, molecular function: DNA binding. Gene Ontology annotation, cellular component: nucleus. The transcript is spliced from 7 exons. Lineage: Eukaryota; Metazoa; Chordata; Actinopteri; Cichliformes; Cichlidae. The record is from RefSeq and is a predicted model, not a curated record.